AUGUCUCUUGAUCAUGGCGCCAAACAUGAGUAUGGUAAAGAAGGUUUCAGUACUAAUGAUAAAUAUCCACAGUCUUCUCAAUCUUAUAUAAGAUCCGACAAUGUUCAUCCAACAUCGAUACAAACCUCAACAUUUCAUGAUGGACAUUCAUCCUCUGGUCAAUCUCAAUUGAUUCAUCCAUCUUCUUCGACUAAUCAGAAAUUUACUAUUAUAACACCUACUCUCAAAGUAUUUUUUCUUUGCUCAGGUCUACUUUAUUUCUUAUUGGUCAUCGUCAAUAUUGGUAUGGACAUUGGUCUUAUAUUCAAUUCACGUCGAACAUGGUAUCUUGGGUUUGGUAUAAGUGGUGUUCUUAUAUCUUCAGGCAUCAGCACAUUGAUUGUUACAUGUCAACCAAUAUAUGCAAUAAUUUAUCUUCUAUGGGCCUAUUUGCCUGCUCUCGUAGUGUCGUUGGGCAUUUUGAUUGCUUCUAUUGUUAAUUUAGCUCUAUAUAAACGCUGUAAUUCAAUAGUAUCCGAUAUCAAUUGCGAGACCGAAUUAGCUUAUGCUAUGAAAGUGGUUCUUCUUGUCAUGUUCAUUCUUUCACUUAUUCAUACUAUCGUUAAUCUAAUUGUUAUUAAGAAAACGAGCACUACUAAUACAGCAAAAACAUCACCAAUCCCACAUGAUUAA
Rotaria sp. Silwood1 is the source of this 672-nucleotide messenger RNA. Lineage: Eukaryota; Metazoa; Rotifera; Eurotatoria; Philodinida; Philodinidae. The record is from the annotation of a GenBank genome assembly.